GUACCACACCCCAUGGGCAUUUUCUUCAACAGGAAAUCUGCUUUUGAGCUUCGAAAUCUCUUCAAUCAGACUCACAGCUAACAAAGCUUGAAUUGUACUGACUCAAGAUGGCACAAGCACAACUCAACCUCAUAUCAAUUGCCAUUUUGUUUUCUCUCAUAGUUUCAAGUCUUGCCCGAGUUGAGCCAUCCUUGUCCAGGAACAACAAUUCCCAAACAAAAACCUACAUAGAGUCGUCUUGCGAGCGAACCCUCUAUCCUGAGAGCUGCGUUCGUUACCUUUCCAAAUUUGGCACCGAUUCGAACUCCACCACAGGUGGUCCUCAGCGCUUAGCGCACAUUGCCUUGUCAGUUAGUCUUACCAGAGCAGUGCACACAAGAGGGUACUUGUUGGAAGUGGCCAAGGAACUUGAGAACAAAAAGGUGUACUUAACCGUGCAAGAUUGUGUGAAUCAAAUCAAUGAUAGUGUCGACGAACUCAGCCAAGCCAUCCGAGAACUACGCCGGUUGAAUAAGUUUGGCUCCACCAUCAAUGAUAAAAUGUUGUGGCAUAUAAGCAACGUUGAGACAUGGGUUAGCACUGCCUUAACAGAUGCUAGCAGUUGUGUGCGUUCGUUCCCGGGUCAUAGGAUGAGCAAGAAGGUAGCUUCAAUUAAGGUUAAGGCCAAGAAUGUUGCAGAAGUCACUAGCAAUGCACUAGCUUUGUUCCAUAGAUAUGCUUCCAGUUACCGCCAAGCAGCUGCAGCUAGAACAAACAAGAAGCCUUGAAAUUAAGCUAUAAAACUAGCUUAUAACCACCCUCUUUUGUUUUAUGUACAUGGUACAUGCAUGUUUUUUCUUUGCGGGGUUUCGAUGGUUAUUCAUCAAGUGUCAUAUAUAUGGAUGUAUGAGUAAUUUCAUUUUGGCUUAAAUAAGUUUUUGGUCCCUAACCUUUACCAAA
Messenger RNA from Lotus japonicus, 939 nucleotides. Its product is annotated as pectinesterase inhibitor 9-like. Gene Ontology annotation, biological process: negative regulation of catalytic activity. Gene Ontology annotation, molecular function: enzyme inhibitor activity. The transcript has a single exon. The record is from RefSeq and is a predicted model, not a curated record. NCBI's taxonomy places the organism in Eukaryota, Viridiplantae, Streptophyta, Magnoliopsida, Fabales, Fabaceae. The coding region runs from base 108 to 767 and encodes 219 amino acids.